Molecule: messenger RNA, 1821 nt
Organism: Anneissia japonica
Lineage: Eukaryota; Metazoa; Echinodermata; Crinoidea; Comatulida; Comatulidae
Product: galactosylceramide sulfotransferase-like
Exons: 4
Coding region: 307-1575 (422 amino acids)
Biological process (GO): glycolipid biosynthetic process
Cellular component (GO): membrane
Molecular function (GO): galactosylceramide sulfotransferase activity
Source: RefSeq, a predicted model, not a curated record
UUCUUUUUUUUCUCUCUUUUUUUUUUUACUUUUCAAAAGGAGGGCUGGCAGGGCCCCCUCUAAAUUCGCCCUGCCCUUUGCAAUUAGUUACUGUAUUCGAUACAUUUUGUUCGUCGACCAUUGCUGCCUAAACGGCGUUCCAUAACAGGUGGUGAUGCGUGAAAGAAGUACUGGAAGAAGAGGCUACAGUUCAUAACGGAUGUGGGCAGAACCAUAGAGACGACGAACACAUAGUCAGUCACAGAAAUGGAAAGUGAUUGGCCGUCCAUCUGCUGCUAGGUACAACCUGCUCAAUAUAGGCCGAAGAUGGGCAUUUUCCGCCGACAUCGUAUACGGUACCUACUACUUGCUUGUGGAACAACUGCAGUUGUACUUUGGAUAGCGUUAAAUAUAGAGAUCACUAAUGAAACAAAUAUGAUCGAGGAUAAACAAACUAAUCUACAACAAGGGAAAUACGGCAGUAAAUCUCAAGAUUGGAAGAAUAAAUAUCAACAAAGAAUACCUACUAUACCAAGCCAGAGUGGUGAACAACAUAUUCCCACCUUUCCACCAAUUAAAAGUCAGGAUGACGUAUGUCAACCAAAACAACAAAUACUCUUUCUCAAAACACAUAAAACCGGAAGUUCAACUGUGACCUCCAUCUUACAAGUGUAUGGUUACUGGAGAAAUCUCACAUUCGCGGUUCCAAAAAGCGGUGCUCAGAUUUUAAGUCGGUCGUUCUUCAGGGCGGGUCAAGUUCAUCCUGGAAAGUAUGAUAUGUUGGUGAACCACGCGAGGUAUAACAGAGACGAAAUGGAAAAAGUGAUGAAACCGGGUGCAAAGUAUAUCACAAUACUUAGAGACGUCACCACGCAGAUUGAAUCCAACUUCGGAUACUUUGGGCUGUACUACUCGUUUGGACUUAAAAAUAGUUCAAAUCCUUUUAAAACAUUUGCCGAGAAUCCUUCAUACUACUGGACAACGUACAAGCGAGCUAGUUUUCGUAGAUAUAUGAAGAAUCCUAAUUUAUUCGAUUUAGGUUUGUCGGAAAAAGACCAGGAAAACAUAACUGCGGUCGAGAGGUUAAUUACAAAAAUAUCACAAGAAUUCGAUCUUGUUCUUAUCCAAGAAUAUUUUAACGAAUCUUUACUAUUGCUUAAAAAACUUAUGUGUUGGAAACUGGAAGAUAUAUUGUAUCUGUCGAAAGGAAAAAGGAGCUCCCGUAUUCGUUUUGUCGUCGAACAACGCACGAUACUUUCAAUUCGAAGGUGGAGCUGGGCAGACGUAUUAUUAUACGAUCAUUUUAAUAAAACGUUAUGGAAGAAAAUAGAAGAAUAUGGACCAUCUUUUAAUGCGGAUCUUGCAGAAUUUGAAUCAAAACUAAAUGAAACGCUCUACAAUUGUACUUUACCGAACGCACGGAUCUAUGAUAAUCGUCGAGAAACGGCGCUUAGAAAAAACCCGAAAGGAUCACCAAAAUGUGAUGAUAUGCUGAGGAAUGAUCUUCAUUUUACAAAAAUGUUGCGUCGCAUCCAAUAUGGCGAAAACAUAGACGGCACAAAAUUACCAAACAAAACGAGCCCUAAAAAAUCAUGAUAGUAAUAUUUAUAGUUACUUAUUUAUAAUGGCUUGGAAAGAUAUUAUCUUACUCUGUCAUGUUAUAUUUGAAAUAGAAAACUGUCUUUCAGAAGAUUUCGGUACCUCUAGUCGGUACCUCUAGUCUAGUCAAUAUGUGACAAAAUUCCACUCAACCCUAGCCUAACAGAAGUUGGGCCAGUGUUGGGCGGGAGGAGGUAGGGCCCCCGUCUUCGAGAACACCCCCCCCCCUUCUUCGUUCUGAGA